GAAGCACAGAGACAAGUCUGUCAAGCACAGCCACAUCGGAUCCAUGUGAACGAAAAUCACUUUUGGAUCAGUUAAAUCGUAAUGACUGGCCCGAGGAUAGUGUCAAUAGAACGCCUUCUAGUCCUACCAUGCCUGGCGGGGACGUAGAACUACUUAGGUUUAGAUCUCUUAGCGAUAUCAACGAAGGCUAUUCCAUACGACAAGCACACAGCGAAGCCAGCUUUGCUGAAUGCCGUGGAGUAUUUUCAAUGUUAAAACUUAGCAAGGCAAGGAUAACCGUUGGGGACAGCGUAACGGUGUAUUGGGAUAUCCAUGAAAAUUGCAGCUCCAAUGAUUGGAUAGGUUUGUUUGACUUAGACUAUCCAACCUCACUAUCAAACUACUUAGAUUGCAAACAAAGAGGUGUUACAGGUGCAAGGCGAGGAGCAAUAAAAUGGGUGAUAUCCAGAAACAUUGAGCUUAAUAAUAUUGAAAAUAGAUGUAUAUUCAAGUAUAUUUAUGCCAAUACUGGGUCGGUAAGGGCAAUCAGCCCAACKUUAUUUGUUCACAAUCCAUAUGCAGAGAUUCAUGGCUCAGGCGGACGCCACCAAGCAAACAUUUCUCAAGAUACUCUGUGUGAAAUAUCUGUGUCAGGUCUCAGCGCAUUUGGUUUAAAGAAAAAUAUCUUUGGUAAACCUAGUCCUUAUGUCAAACUAUCAGUAAUUCCCUCAAGAAGACACUUCAGAUCCUGGAAACACCAUCAUGGCCAGAUAGCAAAGACCUCAUCACAGUCACAUACUAUUGAUCCUAACUGGCAGAAUGAGGAAUUUGUAUUUGUUGGUUCAAAUGAUGAUGUUCUAGAGGUUGAAGUGCGAAAUAAAUUCUCUGGAACUCGUCCAGCAUUUAGUCGUUUCCUUGGUAAACUCUCGGUACCCUUAAGUGAUGUCUUCCACCAAGAAAAUAAUAUAUCUGAAUCUGUAAUCAAUAAAACACUUUGCAAAAGAACGCCUUCUGAUCGUAUACAAGGAAGAAUUCGYUUCAUAGUUGCUCCAUUAAACCCCGCAAACAGAGCGACUAGUGACGAAGAAAGACGACCAAGUGGUCGAGAAAACCGACGUCCGUCCGACCUGAACGUUUUGUCAUCGCAURGCGGCGUGAUGACUAAUCCAGCUCUAAGAUCGUCAGCACCRGAUCUUUUAAGACCGACUUUAGAUGCUUCACCAUCAGCUGCUGYAGAGAGUCAACCUUCUUCACCUAUGUCACCGUUCAAUACAGAAAACAACGAAGGAACGACUGUCAACCGACGACGAAACCUCCCUCGUGARAUGCGACCGUUUUCCGAGUUCUACUCGGAGGAAUUCGURCCUCUUGAYCCRGAGAUUUCAAGCCCAAGAAGAAAUAUUCCGAGAGAAGGGCGAACUGAGCAAACAUCAAUAGAAGAAGCACCGAGUAUUGAGAGCGUUUUAGACGAGCACACAAAUCACAUCGAAGAAACAAUGGAGACGAUACAAAAUGGMGAAAUCGCACAUGACCCUGACACCCAGCAGACCUUGCAAGAACCCGAUGUUCCUACUUCAGAGMCUGCAGACAGACUAUCAGAUGAAGCCACAGGAUAUGACGAAAUGUCAKGUGACCCUCUUGAGAAUGAACAACAUCCUGUCGGUUCACAAGAAUCUCUCGAUAUUUUAGAUUCCGAAGGAGAAGUUGUGGAUGAUGUGAGACAAGAGGGGAGUCAGCCUUCAUCKGAUCAUGUCAAUUCUGUUUCAUCCAUGAGAACAAGCGUUGGAAGCAUCGAAUUGACUGAGGAUUCGCCGUUAAGGAUUCUUGCGGAAAGUGAGCAGGCAUUGGAUGAAGAGGCGACGUUUUCUCCGCCUAAUUUGGACGACAGUGAUGAAAUGGAUGAGGUCGAAGAGGGUGCUUAUGGGUACUUGUAUGGAAAUCCAAACGAUGGUGAUGAUGAAAUGGAMUCAGAGCACUCCACCCUUGACGAUGAAUUGCGAUCAAGUGGUGUUAUUUCGGUUGACAGUUGGACAUAUGAACAGAGUGAAUCAGGCGAACCCCAAGAAACUGCUUCAUCAGUUGUUAGCCCGCCUGGUUACACCAAUCCAUCGAGAGUUGAAAACACUAGCAGCAACGAAGGAGUCAUGGAGACUUCAGCUGAAAGAGAUCUAGGCUUGAAUAGAAGUGGAGAGGAAAUAGCKUUGCCAUUGCAGGAAGACGCMGCGAAUCCAGUCAGCAAUGAGUCACARAUUGUGCUUGAUAAUGCAGGAAUCAACGAAGAUUCACAUACAACUACAAGAAACUCACCGUUAACACAACCAACUCAAGAGCAAGUUUUACCCGACACUGUAGAACAGAUUGUACAAAGUGAGGCGGUAGCCGAAGAAGUAACAAACGUAGAUACACAUAGAAYUAACAAAUCAUCCUCACAAGCGAUUGUAACGCUAAUGGAGAGAACUGACAAUCAAAGACUUGAUCUGUCUUCAGUAGCUAUUCCCGURGAGGAAGGCGAACCUGACUGUAUGGAUUUUACUUCUGUUCAAAAUGCAGCKYCAUCACAGAUGGUUGUGGGUGGUAGGUCGAAUCGAAGUGGAUCAUUAAUUGAUUCACGAUCAAAUAGUAGUAAACCGUUAGUCAGUGUUAGAUAUAACCGCAGUCAAUCGCUAGUCGAAGCAGCUUCAAAUCGUACUGAACCGGUAGUCGAUGCAAGGACAAAUCGAAAUGAAUCAAUAGUCGAUACAAGGACAAAUCGAAAUGAAUCGAUAGUCGAUACAAGGAUAAAUCGUUGUGAAUCAUUAGUAGAUGAAAGGGAAAAUCGUAAUGAGUCGAUACUUGAUAGAAGGAAAAAUCGUGGUGAAUCAAUAGUCGAUACAAGGACAAAUCGAAAUGAAUCUAUUGUCGAUGUAAGGGCAAAUCGCAGUGAAUCGUUUGAUGGUUUAAGAUCAAAUCGUAAUGGACCAUUAGCUGACACGAGAUCAAGUCGUAGUGAGUCUUUAGUAGAAACUAGAUCAAAUCGUAUCGAAUCAGUAGUUGACACAAGGACAAAUCGAAGCCAAUCACUGGCAGGUUCUGUAGCACCAAAUGAUGCGAGAUCGAAUCGUGGUGACGCAGCUAUCGAUUCUAGGGCAAAUCGCAGACAGCAAGCAAUCGUUUCCUUCUCGAGAUCCGACGACUCGCGAUCUUCAACGAGAUCAGAAGGGCACGUUUCAUUUAUAGAAAGUGUUCCUGUUCGACCAACCCGUCGUCCAAAACAUUUAUCAAGGUCUAUGAGUGAUACACGAGGUACGAGACUGARCCAUCGACCUGAGCGACCAGARCGGCCCGAGCGCGCUCGUCGAAGAAGAACAGAGACGGAACCACGUGCUUCAGUUCGGUACCAAGCUUCAGAACCUUAUCAUCGWGCCAGUUUAAGUGAUCCCGUUGUUAUAGCUGUUCCWGUAUCAGCUGACUCGCCGACGUCACGAUCACACAUUGAUAACUCACCGGAAGCYAUCUUUGUUGCUAGUGCACUUCCCUCGACUUCCGCUUCCGUCACACCGAUUCCUUCUCCAACUCUUGAUUCAGGUAACUCUAGUCCAMGAUCAAGAGAUUUCGAGGGAGUUGUUGCUCUACCGGUGGCUAAUUUAGAAGAUGAUUCAUCGAGCGAAACAAGAGCGGUGUUAGCUGCCGUGUCAUCAUCACCCAGGGAAACAACAACAGUUACACCAGUUCCCUCACCAACAGCYGAGCAGGCUGGUGUAAACUGGAACGAGGUGGAAAAUGAAACAAGCGAAGUACCUUCACUGCCACUUGCUGCGUCUCAAUCCCCAGGCACAAGCACCGAGACUACACUUACAGGAGCUAUCCCCAAACCAUCUACAGCAGAUUUAAACAGAGAAAAUAUCUCAAAAAUGUUAAGAACGUACGUACGCAGUGCGCAAACACCACAGAGACCAGCGCAAACUGAAGAUCCACGUUUUAGACGAGAAGAGGAGACUACAAGCSUCCCUCAACCCACCCCCCAUAGUCGGAAUCGACCACCGAGACAUGAAGCGGUAGAAACACCGAAUGGAAGUGCCGGACUACCAGCGCAAGAACAAGGACGACCACCCAGUCAUGAAGCCGCAUUGGUGUCCCGUMGACGUUCGUCAAGACAGCAACGGCAACGAUCUCGUGAAAGAACAGACGCUAAUCCCGUUCACUUGCAGAUACAAGACAGUGAACAUCGAGGAAGACGAGCGAAYGACGACGAAGCUUUACCUCCAAACUGGGAAAGAGGCGUUGAUUCUCAUGGACGGGUAUACUAUAUCGACCAUGCUAACAGGACGACCACGUGGUCAAGACCAACACGAGAAGCACCACARAAUGAGAGCAGUAUGAACGAGAUUAACACUCAUUGGCAGAGUUUAGACCGAAGGUACGAGAGUUUUAGGCGAACUCUACGAGGUCGCAAUAGACAGUCUCGUCCACCUUUACCCGAAGCAACCAACCAAUCAAACGAGAGUACACAAAGCAACACAGACACCGCGUCACGAUCGCGAACAGCAGUAACAACACCUGUUCGCUCCGAGUCGUUACCUACAGCAACACCAACAUCGACUGCAGUGUCCACACCUAGCUCGUCAUCGACGACACCARCGACACCAAGCACAUCCGGGACACCUUACAGCUCUCGAGCCCAGGCUCAAGCAGGGCCAUCAUCACGGUCAAGGUCGUCUACUACUCGUUCUGUCGCUUUACUCGACUCRCCUGCUGUAAAGUUCAUCACUCGGCCUGACUUUGUGGAUUUUAUUAAGAGCAGUGGGGUUGCUGGUCAAUACUACUUUCAAAGUCAGAUGCUUAAGCUUAUUAUCUCCAAAGUGAGAGCUGAACCCGCAAAUUUUGAAAAGUAUCGUCAUCAAGUAGAGCUUGUUCGUUUUCUCAACCAGUUCGCCGAUACACAAAGUGAACUACCUCCUGCUUGGGACAAGAAAGUCGACCAAAAUGGAAGGUUGUACUUCAUCGACCACAAUACACGAACCACGACAUUUAUAGAUCCCAGGCUACCUCAUACGGGUACGACCAGAAGACACCGCUCGGGAACUGAGACUGAGCCACGACGGUCAAGAGCACCUCCSCCUAGACCUCCCCCACCAAGGGGACAUUCUCGUCAGAAUAGCGAUGCUUCGGCAGCUACCACACUCACUUAUAAUCAGCAAGUUGUAGGGUUCUUAUCGCAGCCAAAUAUCGAUGAGAUUAUUGGCAGAAAACACAAUGGAUUUGCAAGAAACAUGGCGCUAAAAGCUAAUAUCAGACGUGUUAAAGUUGAAGGAGAAAGGUCUUUAGAAAGGCUUUCAAACAACGUGGACUUCGUCAUGUUAUUAAGCUUAUUUGAGGAUCAAAUCAUGUCAUUUGUGCCGCCCGAUGUCUCCAAGAAGGCUGAUCCCACAUCACCCACAACUUCGUUGCCCAGUUCACCAGUCAGAACCCCUCUUCCAAUAAAUCGUAAAUCAGCAGUUGAAAGUUCAGGAAAAGGUUCCGGUGGAGCAAGUGGGUCUUCAGGACCUAGUCCUGCACCUUAUCGACGAGAUUUUGAAGCCAAAGUUCGUUCUUUCCAUCGGCAGCUGUAUCACAAAGGUUACGGACAGGGACCCAAUAAAAUCAAAAUGACUAUACGACGAGAUCGACUUCUUGAGGAUGCUUACGAUCAAAUCAUGAAAGAAACCGCRCGAAGUUUACAGCGAAACAGACUGGAAAUCACUUUUGCUGGCGAAGAAGGGUUGGACUAUGGCGGCCCUGCCCGAGAGUUCUUCUUCCUCAUUUCACGUCAGAUCUUCAACCCUUAUUAUGGGCUGUUCGAGUAUUCAGCCAAUGAUACGUACACGGUUCAAGUUAGCCCGGUAUCGCUGUACGUUGAUAACUCGCAUGAAUGGUUCCGUUUCUGUGGUCGUAUUAUUGGUCUAGUUAUUGUUCAUCAACAYCUGCUGGAUGCGUUCUUUACUCGUACCUACUACAAAGCCUUGUUGAGGAGUCCGUGUGAUUUAAGUGAUGUGGAGUCUCUAGAUGCGUUAUUUCAUCAAAGUAUGACAUGGGUCAUAGAGAAUGAUAUAGAAGAUGUGCUGGACUUAACGUUUUCAGUCAGUGAGGAGAUCUUUGGUCAGGUUACUGAAAGAGAACUUAUACCWGGUGGUAAAGAUAUCGCUGUCACUGAAGAAAAUAAAUCUGAAUACGUUAAUGAGAUGGUGAAAUGGAGAGUUGAACGAGGCGUCUCUGAACAGAUGGAGAGCAUCGUGCGAGGAUUCAAUGAAGUGAUCGAUCCUAACCUAGUCAGAAUAUUUGAUGCGCGGGAAUUGGAACUUGUGAUAUCAGGCACCGCGGACAUCGAUAUAAAGGACUGGAGACGACAUACCGAGUACCGUUCUGGGUUCCACGAUGGACACAAGGUCGUCAAGUGGUUUUGGAAGGCUGUCGCUUCGUUUGACAAUGAGCAACGUCUUAGGCUCUUACAGUUUGUGACUGGUACAUCGAGCAUUCCUUAUGAAGGGUUUGCUGCUCUUAGAGGUAGCACAGGACCAAGGAAAUUCUCAAUUGAACGAUGGGGCGAUUUCUCCAAGUUACCCAGAGCUCAUACAUGCUUCAAUCGUCUUGAUCUUCCUGUAUAUCGUUCAUUCGAAGAACUGCUAGAGAAACUUACCUUUGCUGUGGAGGAAACUGGAACGUUUUCCAUCCAGUGAUUAUCAUAUAUUAUAUAUAUAUAUACAUAUAGUUAGUGCUUUGAGCUAUUCUAAUUACCUCAACCAUUGUAACCACAAAAUGGRCUUCUUAAACCCGUGAAAACGCAGUAAAAUAUAAAGCAUUUUGUAAUAGUGCACUGAAAGCCGUUCACGGACUUAUAAAAACGCAAUGAUGUAAAUAGCAUUCAUUUGAGUGAGGUCCUUAGAGUGAACUCAGAAAGUCCGUGAAAUAGACAUAACAGUAAUACACCUUAGUACACUAUAAUUCCCUUGUUUUCUUUUGUUUACUAUUUGACUAUCACAAUUUACUGGUCAAAUUUUGUUUCACGGGUUUUCUGACCUCACUUUAAAUCCGUGGAACAGACUAUUCAAGUGUGUAAAAUAGACUCAAAAGGAACAAAGCAAUCGCAUAUAAAGAAUUUGUGCCUUUUUCCCGGUUACAGUGGUUGAGCGCAUUAAAUUAUUUUGAAAGUUUUGGAAUUAAGACCAGUACAUGGUGUAUGUUGUUUCUUAGCAUCUUUUGUUGAUAGAAUUUKAAAGAACCAUGACUAGUAACUUACACCAAGUACUGCCGCGUUUUUGUAAUUAAGACAUGCUAAGGAACCAAGCCUCAACAUGAAAACGAGGCUGUAUAUCUGUAAGAUUUGAACUUUGAGUGCAAAAUUGUUGAUAUUGUUUAAAAAAUUAUGUUCUAAUUUGCGAUAAAAAAAAUCGCUGAUUUUGUAAUAUAGUAGUUUCAGAAUAUAGAAUAUCAAAUAUUGAUUCCUCUGUGUGGAAAACUAUGAUAUUGGUAMUUUGUGUUAUUUUAUUAAUAUUUUUUUAUAUGAAAGUAAAGGUACGCGUUUUGUUUCUAA
Exaiptasia diaphana is the source of this 7525-nucleotide messenger RNA. Its product is annotated as E3 ubiquitin-protein ligase HECW2. Gene Ontology annotation, biological process: regulation of dendrite morphogenesis. The coding region runs from base 129 to 6671 and encodes 2180 amino acids. The record is from RefSeq and is a predicted model, not a curated record. NCBI's taxonomy places the organism in Eukaryota, Metazoa, Cnidaria, Anthozoa, Actiniaria, Aiptasiidae. The transcript is spliced from 28 exons. Gene Ontology annotation, molecular function: ubiquitin-protein transferase activity; protein binding.